UUGCCACUCAUUUCGUAAAAGUGCCGCCACUCGAACGCACCGCAAUCGGUGGAACGCGCAACGCACGCGCAACAAACUCGUCAAAAAGUAACCAAUCUAUGAAACCAACCAAAAUCAGUAGUGAUAAUGUGCAGUUGAGAGACUAAAUACAAAAGAACAAUCCUUAAAAUACACAACAUAAAACAACCCAAUCGAUCAUGGUCAUGGAGAUGUCCAAGACGUAUCAGUACCGCAAGGUGAUGAAGCCGCUGCUGGAGCGCAAACGGCGAGCCAGGAUCAACAAGUGUCUGGACGAUCUCAAGGAUCUGAUGGUGGAGUGCCUGCAGCAGGAGGGCGAGCACGUCACCCGGCUGGAGAAGGCGGAUAUCCUGGAGUUGACCGUGGAUCACAUGAGGAAACUCAAGCAGCGGGGUGGUCUUUCGCUGCAGGGAGUAGUGGCUGGUGUUGGCAGCCCACCCACCUCAACCAGUACCGCCCACGUGGAGUCCUUUCGCUCCGGCUAUGUGCAUGCUGCCGAUCAGAUUACCCAGGUCCUGCUGCAGACACAGCAAACCGAUGAGAUUGGGCGCAAGAUAAUGAAAUUCCUAUCGACGCGACUAAUUGAGCUGCAGACGCAGUUGCUCCAGCAGCAGCAGCAACAGCAACAACACCAGCAGCAGCAAAUACCGCAAUCAUCAGGCCGCCUAGCCUUCCCGCUGCUGGGAGGAUAUGGACCGGCAGCCGCCGCUGCCGCCAUUAGUUACAGCUCCUUCCUGACCAGCAAGGACGAACUGAUCGAUGUGACAUCCGUCGAUGGCAAUGCGUUAUCCGAGACGGCGUCGGUUAGCUCGCAGGAGUCCGGCGCCUCUGAGCCCGUCUGGAGGCCCUGGUAAUUGGGCGUGCCCAAUAUGGAUCUUAUCCCUAAUAUUAUAAUCGCAACCCAAAAAAAUGGCUAUUGACCGUUCUGCAACAAGAUCCGUUGUCUUCCAAAGUAAAUCAUAUCAACCUAAGUUAAUUGAGGUCUAAUCGAUUUCUGAAUGGUUUUGAAAUACUUUUAGUUUUAGUUCCGAUAAUGGUAAUUUGUAAAUUAAUUGUUUAAUUUCAACUGUGAUAUAACUAAAGUACGUUGAUCAAUCAAUCAGUGAAUAUAUAUUCGAGUGCGCUAUUUUCCUACUCCAAAAGUUCCCUAAGUUUAAUAUCUCGUUGCGCUCUCUUUAUUGUUUAGCAUAUAUUAAGCUUUAAAUAAUUUAUAAAUGUUAAUUUAUGAUUAGUUGAGAAAGAAUAAUCAAAAAUACACUACCCAAAUAAAAUAAAUGAUUUAAAUUG
Messenger RNA from Drosophila melanogaster (fruit fly), 1305 nucleotides. RefSeq names its product enhancer of split m3, helix-loop-helix (gene E(spl)m3-HLH). The transcript has a single exon. Lineage: Eukaryota; Metazoa; Arthropoda; Insecta; Diptera; Drosophilidae. Gene Ontology annotation, molecular function: protein dimerization activity; sequence-specific double-stranded DNA binding; DNA binding. Gene Ontology annotation, cellular component: nucleus. Gene Ontology annotation, biological process: regulation of DNA-templated transcription. Bases 198 to 872 code for a protein of 224 amino acids. The record is from RefSeq and is marked reviewed.